Molecule: messenger RNA, 441 nt
Organism: Acanthoscelides obtectus
Lineage: Eukaryota; Metazoa; Arthropoda; Insecta; Coleoptera; Chrysomelidae
Source: the annotation of a GenBank genome assembly
AUGUGGAAACAGGAACUUUUGCAAGAAGGAUAUUUGCAUGAGUACCUUAAAGUAGAGAUGUACGAAGACGCAACUCCAAAUCCAGACAUGACUGAUUUACAAAAGAAAAACAAGCUUAUUGAAGUAUGCAAUCUUAAGUUUGCUGGACAUACCAUGGCGUCUUCGAAUUUGACACUGGUGACAGUUUUCAAGAGUGAGAAGAUCACGCUGACUGUGAACUGUGAGAAUGUUAUUUUUGUUUCUGUUAUGCUCAAUGAACUGAUAAGUAAUUUGAGUUCAUAGAAUCAGUUUAUUCAUUUUGUUAGCAGAAAUAUCCGUUUCUUCUUGGUUUUUGGCUGUCUUCAUGUUGAAAAAUAUUCGCUUGUAUUUUUCCUAUUAUCAUUACAUAACGUGUCGUACUUUAUAUACAUAUAUUAAUAAAGCAAUUAAUUAUUGUUAUAA